Molecule: messenger RNA, 1608 nt
Organism: Lycium ferocissimum
Lineage: Eukaryota; Viridiplantae; Streptophyta; Magnoliopsida; Solanales; Solanaceae
Product: transcription factor FAMA-like
Exons: 5
Coding region: 272-1417 (381 amino acids)
Biological process (GO): guard cell differentiation; stomatal complex development; positive regulation of DNA-templated transcription
Cellular component (GO): nucleus
Molecular function (GO): DNA-binding transcription factor activity; protein dimerization activity
Source: RefSeq, a predicted model, not a curated record
CAAAAAUCACCUCCAAAAGUCAAAGACAACUUCUAGCUGGAGACCUUGCAGGUCCAUCAUUUGAGACAAAUCUUUCAUAUCCCCUUUUUGUUUUUAUUUUUAGUUCAAGCUACCAAAUCCCACUGAAGUUUACCUCUUCUUUUAUCCUCUUCAUAUUGUCCAAAUUAUAAGGAGGUGGACCCAAGGAGUGAAAUUCACCAAAGAUUUGAGUUUACAUGAAUUUGUGAACAGUCAAAGGUUUAGGGUAAAAACAAAAAACUAUAACAAUACAAUGGAGAAAGAAGCAAAUUGCCAGGCCAGUUCCUUGCCUACGUCUUUUCAAAUGGUAAUUGGUGAAACGUCAUGUGGAGGAUCAAAUACUAAUAAUCAAAUGGUUGAUUAUAUGUUCAAUUCUCAUUCUACACAACAACAACAACAACAUCAGAGUUCUUUAGGGUUUUGUCCCUCGAAUUCUUCUCUAGACAAGUUGAGCUUCGCGGAUGUGAUGCAAUUCGCGGAUUUUGGUCCCAAAUUGGGCUUGAAUCAAACCAAGGUAUCAGAGGAAGAUGCCGGGAUUGAUCCUGUUUACUUCCUUAAGUUCCCCGUUCUGAACGAAAAGACGGUGCAUGAUGACGAUCAAGAAGCCUUAAUGGUACCACAAAAAGAAGAGAAAUUUAAAUUAAUAGAAGAAGAAGGUGGAAAUGAAAAAGGUGAAAAUAUUCUUGACAAAAUCCCAGGGAAUGAAGGCAAGAGCAAUAAGAGAAAAAGGCCUAGAAUCAAGACAAAUGAGGAAGUUGAGAGCCAAAGAAUGACACAUAUUGCUGUGGAAAGGAAUAGAAGGAAGCAAAUGAAUGAACAUCUUCGUGUCUUGAGGUCUCUCAUGCCAGGCUCCUACGUUCAAAGGGGAGAUCAAGCAUCUAUUAUUGGUGGAGCAAUUGAAUUUGUUAGAGAAUUGGAGCAACUUUUACAAUGCCUUGAGUCACAAAAAAGGAGGAGACUCUAUGGAGAUGGCCCAAAACAAUUAGGAGAUUCAUCAACAACACCAUCAAUGGCCAUUCAAAACCCUAGUAAUCCUCAUCAGCCACCAUUAUUAUUUCCACUUCCAAAUGAGUAUAUUGAAGCUGGAAUUCAAGAAGAAACAGCUGAGAGUAAGUCUUGUCUGGCUGAUGUUGAAGUGAAGCUUUUAGGGUUUGAUGCAAUGAUCAAGAUUCUAUCAAGAAGAAGACCAGGACAACUCAUCAAGGCAAUUGCUGCAUUAGAAGAUAUGCAACUUAGUAUUCUUCAUACAAAUAUUACUACCAUUGAACAAACUGUUCUCUAUUCAUUCAAUGUCAAGAUUUCUGGUGAAACGAGGUACUCAGCCGAUGAUAUAGCAAACUCGAUCCAGCAAAUAUUCAGUUUCAUUCAUGCUGAAAUAGCCCCAUAUGAUGUCAACUAGUGGAAGACCAUUUAAUGUUUCAUUGUUCUGUCUAGGUUAUGUUCUUGUGACCACACUAGCUAGGCAUAUCAUAGUACUAGAUAAAGAUUAGAACAUAAAUAUAAGAAUGCUAAAUUUGUAUGUUUGUGAGCACAGCUCUUGAUAAUUCGAUAUAUUUCGUGAAAGAUUUAGCUAAUUAAUGUUACAAAUAA